GCCCGCAGCGAGCCGUUGGCGCCGGUGGUGGCGAAGUGUGUGUGUGUGUGUGUGGAGCCCGCGCGCCCGGUCGCAAUCAGAACCAACCGCCGCCCGCCCGCAUCUCCCCGACAGAAACAUCUCUUCAUGGCUUAGAGCACAAUUGCCAAAAAGUAUCUCUCACAAACAAAAUCCGAGUGUAAACACAGCCUGCCACAGAUGUCUGAAUCGUAUUUCUGUAAUCGCCUCGCAUCUAGAACACCAUCAGGGGAAUAUAAAUAAACCACCUAUUCAAAUUCUACGAAUGAAGAAUGCACCAGUAGAAAAUGGCAUAAUACCGUUAAGGCACUGGCAGAUUCAGUCAUGUGUAACAAAGCACUCUGUGAAGAGUAUUGAAUCAUAAGACUGGGACUCCUGUUUGCUUGAACGUCGGAACUCUUAGAAAAUGCAAUAAAUCUCUCAGCUACAUGUGUAGGCACGCCCAGUCUGGCCUGGAUUUAGUGGAGAAGAAGGCCUCAACCAAGCCUUGAAGACCAUUUUCCCCCUCAAGAGUUCAGCUGCGAUGUGCGUUAAGAUAGCACUGGGAUAGAGUUUGCGGACUAACAGGCUUGCCAUCCAUAAGGAAUACAAGACUGACUUUUUAACAUUUUUCUUUUUGGGCAACUUGUUUCUGCAACUUCUGGUAUGAACGCCGUGUGUUUCUGAAGACGAUUUGCGCGAGAAAGGCUGCCGUUGCCUUGAGUGUCUCUUGGCCUUUCUCCAGUUUGAUGUACUGACCAUUCAUGGUGCACAUGUAAAGACCAUCUUGCUUCAUCAUGUCAAGCAACAGAAGUUCGUGCACUCCACCGGGCAGUGGACAUGUAAAUGGUUAUCCCGUGCCCCACUAUCCAUUCUUCUUCCCGCCGGUCCUGGGAGGUCUAUCACCGCCAUCCAUAAACGGACUGCAACACCAGCUUCCAGUCAGUGGCUACAGUACUCCUUCACCUGCAACCAUAGAAACGCAGAGUACUAGCUCAGAGGAGAUUGUGCCUAGUCCACCUUCCCCGCCCCCUCCUCCACGUGUAUACAAACCCUGCUUCGUCUGCCAAGACAAGUCAUCAGGUUACCACUAUGGAGUCAGCGCUUGUGAAGGAUGCAAGGGUUUUUUCCGAAGAAGUAUCCAAAAGAACAUGGUCUACACCUGCCACAGAGAUAAGAACUGCAUCAUCAACAAAGUCACCCGCAAUCGGUGUCAGUAUUGCCGACUACAGAAGUGCCUAGAAGUUGGCAUGUCCAAGGAAUCUGUGCGAAACGACAGGAACAAGAAGAAGAAGGAGACGCCCAAGCAAGAGUGUUCGGAAAGCUACACAAUCACACCCGAGACGGAGGAUCUAAUAGAGAAAGUCCGCAAAGCCCAUCAGGAAACCUUCCCCGCGCUGUGUCAGCUUGGCAAAUACACUACUAAUAACAGCGCGGAGAAGCGAGUAACAUUAGACAUCGACCUCUGGGACAAAUUUAGCGAACUCUCGACUAAAUGCAUUAUCAAGACCGUCGAGUUUGCCAAACAUCUUCCUGGAUUUACCACUCUAACCAUUGCUGACCAAAUCACCCUCCUCAAAGCUGCCUGUCUAGACAUCUUGAUUCUGCGAAUCUGUACCAGAUACACACAGGAUCAGGACACCAUGACGUUUUCGGAUGGCCUUACCUUGAACAGGACACAGAUGCAUAAUGCAGGCUUUGGUCCCCUUACUGAUCUGGUUUUUGCAUUUGCCAAUCAAUUGCUGCCACUGGAGAUGGAUGACGCGGAGACUGGGCUCCUGAGCGCUAUCUGCCUCAUUUGUGGAGACCGGCAGGACUUGGAGGAGCCGGAGAAAGUGGAUAAGCUGCAGGAGCCGCUGUUGGAAGCUCUGAAGAUCUACGUGAGGAAGCGGCGGCCAAACAAACCACACAUGUUCCCCAAAAUGCUGAUGAAGAUCACAGAUCUGCGCAGCAUCAGUGCCAAAGGAGCUGAGCGGGUGAUCACCCUCAAGAUGGAGAUUCCCGGAUCGAUGCCGCCCCUCAUUCAGGAGAUGCUGGAGAAUUCUGAUGGCAUUGACCCUUCCUCCUCACCCUGCAGUAAGAGCAGUGCUGCCCGGCCCUGCAGCAGCCCCAGCCUGUCUCCCAGCUCAGCCAGCAGCAGCAGUCCCAACACCCAGUCAUCGUAGCUUCCCGAGGCCACAGAGGAACAAGCGGGCCGGACUCCCGCUCACGGGGACGUUUGAAGUGUUUGCAAAAAGACGAAGUGUUCACGGGAUGGGCCACAGUAUUGUUUGCCACGCACUCUGCAGCUUGUGGAAGGCCGUCCAGACUGGGUCGUAACUUGCGCCUCAGCCGGGCUGGAAGUCACGUGCUUAACUAUGGUGGACAUCGAAUUCAGGGUUGUGCUGGGCACCAGAUACGGUGUGCACACGCACGCACACACCGGCACUCACGCACGCGAACCUAAACACAGACGCACGCAUGCAUGUGUGCACGCACAACACGCGCCUAAACGCAGACAUACACAAUGCAUACGCGUGGAACACACGGCUAAACAGACACGUAAGAUGUGCGCAUGUGACACGCACACACACACAACCAAACACGCACACACGUGCACAAGCAACACACACCUAAACACAGACACACUAGGAGAGUGUGAAGAUGACACGCACACGACAUGCACAUGCCACACAUGCACACAAACGUGCGUGUGCCGCGCACGCACGCACCCACAAGACGUGUGCAUGCCACACAUACACAGAAAAAUACCCACCAUCCAAAAUAGGAAUCGGCAGUUGUCAAACGAAACUGCACCUCCUGUUGUAAGCCUUCAGCUUCUGGGUUUAGAAUGACUUACUGCUAGGAGAGAAACGAUGAAGACCAUUGCGUUUAUUUUUUUUAAAAAUAUUUUUCCUCUCCUUUUGUUUAUCUUUCAUAAUCUGAUAUAAUACUAGUUGAUAGACUGGAUUCCCCAGCCCAAAAUCCAAAGUAGUGUCCAAACAUGAGGAAUUUGAACAAAAGAGAAGUUUAUAUGAAAUGAAACAUUUAAUGGAUUAUUUUUGUUGGAACUGUUUUAAAAAUUGGACUUACCAGAGGAGGAAGAAGCAAAAACACGAUGAAGUUGCUACAUUUUUGAGAAGAGUUGCAAACAAACUGGACGAUAAUGAAGGUAGCUAGGUUACACUAGGGAUGACUGUAAAUAUGCUGUUCAGUUUAAUGUACUCACAAGAAGUUCUUUUA
Molecule: messenger RNA, 3219 nt
Organism: Amblyraja radiata (thorny skate)
Lineage: Eukaryota; Metazoa; Chordata; Chondrichthyes; Rajiformes; Rajidae
Gene: raraa
Product: retinoic acid receptor, alpha a
Exons: 13
Coding region: 795-2162 (455 amino acids)
Biological process (GO): retinoic acid receptor signaling pathway; cellular response to corticotropin-releasing hormone stimulus; regulation of transcription by RNA polymerase II
Cellular component (GO): transcription regulator complex; nucleus
Molecular function (GO): nuclear glucocorticoid receptor binding; RNA polymerase II cis-regulatory region sequence-specific DNA binding; nuclear receptor activity
Source: RefSeq, a predicted model, not a curated record